This is a messenger RNA of Lacerta agilis (Sand lizard), 681 nucleotides long. Its product is annotated as vomeronasal type-2 receptor 26-like. Gene Ontology annotation, biological process: G protein-coupled receptor signaling pathway. Lineage: Eukaryota; Metazoa; Chordata; Lepidosauria; Squamata; Lacertidae. Gene Ontology annotation, cellular component: membrane. Gene Ontology annotation, molecular function: G protein-coupled receptor activity. Bases 94 to 681 code for a protein of 195 amino acids. The record is from RefSeq and is a predicted model, not a curated record. The transcript has a single exon.
ACCUACACUCUCCUCACAUCUCUCCUGCUCUGCUUUCUCUGCCCAUUGAUCUUCCUCAGCCCUCCAGAAAGAGUGAGCUGCCUGCUCCGACAAAUGGCUUUUGGCCUUGUUUUCACAGUGACCGUUUCUUGUGUGCUGGCCAAAACUAUCAUGGUGGUUCUGGCCUUUGUGGCCAUCAAACCUGGAUCCAGAAUGAGGAAGUGGGUAGGGAAAAGACUGGCAAGCUCCAUUGUGAUUUUUUGUUCCCUUAUCCAAGUGGGCAUUUGCACUGUGUGGUUAGGAAUGUCUCCCCCAUUUCCUGAUUCUGACAAGCACUCAAUGAUGAGGGAAAUCAUUCUAGGCUGCAACGAAGGGUCUGUUGCCUUGUUUUACUGUGUCCUGGGCUACAUGGGCUUUUUGGCCGUUAUCAGCUUUGUUGUGGCCUUUUUUGCCAGGAAACUGCCUGAGAGCUUUAAUGAGGCCAAAUUCAUCACUUUCAGCAUGUUGUUGUUUUGUAGUGUUUGGAUCUCCUUUGUUCCAGUGUACCUGAGCACCAAGGGGAAAUACAUGGUGGCUGUGGAGAUCUUCUCCAUCUUGGCCUCCAGUGCUGGCUUACUGGGCUCCAUCUUUUCCCCAAAAUGCUACAUCAUUUUGUUGAGACCUGAUCUGAACAGCAAGGAGUGCUUAAAGAAGAGGAAAUAA